UUAUUAAGCAGCAGUAUUAUAACGGAUAUGCAACACCACGCUACGCAUGGCACGCUCAUAUUUGGUGGUAAUGACAGGUCUUCUACAAGGCCGAGAGGCCGCGAGCUUACCAAGGACGAAAGCGAAGGGAUAUUGUAUGCAUUUGAGACCCUAGAUGCAGAAAGAACGGGUUAUGUAAGCCGGAAGCAACUAAAGGUCGCACUAAGGGCACUGGGCUUUGGCGUUAAAAAGGCGGAUGUCAUGGAGCUUCUCUCCCGACACGGUGAGGAGCACACUGAGCGCUUGGAUUUCCAGACGUUUCGCAAGCUCGUCGCGGACCAGCUUUCGCAACGGAGCGUGCUUGACGAGCAUCGUCGGGCUUUCCAGCUUUUCGACGUUCUAGGGCAGGGCGCGAUCGAUUUCAUUACACUAAAGCGUGUCGCCCGAAGCCUGAACCUAGACAUUCCGGACGAGGAGCUCCAGGACAUGAUACACGAAUUCGGCAAGGACGGUAUGAUCACCGAACAAGACUGGCUAGCUAUCAUGAGUACAGACUGAAUCAAGAUCCACCAAUGGGGCCGCGCUUCUGCGUUACAACAGGCCGUGUGCCCUUAACCUUUCUGUGAUAUAACCGGAUACCACCAACGAGUCCUCUUGAGCCGCUACCGCAACUGCAUGGAUAGGGCGCGCACAGCAAGCGCCAGCUCGCAGGGGUCACUGUUCAAGAGUGCUUGCAUGUCGACCAAGUCCGUUGGCCACAGCUGGCGAAGCUCCACGAGACCUGCCCGGGCCCAUGAACGCACAAAUCGCGCGCAGAUGUAAUUCGUUUGAGAUGCAGAAUAUUGUGGUUCCAUUAUGACAGACGCUGCCUCGCAUUUCCAGCCCUGGGGUUUGCUGCUGCAGCCUAGACAGAUGUAUGAAGAGUGUUUUAGGCUUGACCAGGUUUGCAGUUCUAUCGACGAGCAUCGAGUGACUUGUAGAAGUCCGAUGGGCAGGGAAAGAGUCUUAAGCCGACGAACCCCGAGGUGCAGCGUUUUCCCGCUUAUUUUGUAUAGCUACGGUGCCGAGAGCCGUGGGGUCGGCAAUGUCACUGUUUCAUCUGCCAAUAUUGCCUGUGACUCCGAUUUAUCACACCUUUCUCUGUAACCAGCCAGGG
Molecule: messenger RNA, 1135 nt
Organism: Volvox carteri f. nagariensis
Lineage: Eukaryota; Viridiplantae; Chlorophyta; Chlorophyceae; Chlamydomonadales; Volvocaceae
Exons: 4
Coding region: 28-537 (169 amino acids)
Cellular component (GO): myosin II complex
Molecular function (GO): calcium ion binding
Source: RefSeq, a predicted model, not a curated record